CACGUGGGGCGCGGCGGGCGGAUGGGCUCCAGGGCGGCGGGCGGCGGGGAGGGCUGGGGGGGGCAGGGGGGCGACGGGCGGGAGGAGGAGGAGGAGGAGGAGGAGGAGGUGGAGGAGGGAGGCGCCGAGGGCCCGCCGGCACAAUGCCUCUUCUGCGCCAGGGUGUUCGGCGCCGCCGAGGAGGUGUUCGCGCACUGCAGCGCCCAGCACGGCUUCGACGUCCGGGAGGCGGCCCGGCAGCACGGACUUGAUUUUUAUGGAUAUGUUAAACUAAUAAACUUUAUUAGACGGAAGAAACCAACAGCAGAAUAUUUGAAAUCACUCAGCAGCCCAGUGCCUUGGGAUGGAGAGGAGUAUCUGAAACCAGAGCUAGAAGAUGAUCUCCUGCUUCAGUUUGAUAUAGAAGAUGUAUGUGAACCUGCCAACACGUGUUCUAAUGGUUCAAAUGAUACAACAGUGCUUGAACAAUUAAAAUGUGCAGAACACAGAGCAAGACUCGCAGAAGCAGCCUUGGCUAGAGCACAGGAAGAUCUUCAAAAAAUGAAACAAUUUGCACAAGAUUUCGUGAUGAACGUGGAUGUUGGUAGCAGCUCGUCAUCCAAUGCCAUUGCAGACCUUCACGAGGAUGAGGAUGGUGUUUACUUCAGCUCCUACGGGCAUUAUGGGAUACACGAAGAGAUGCUAAAGGAUAAAGUGCGUACAGAAAGCUAUCGUGACUUCAUAUAUCAAAAUCCACAUAUCUUCAAGGACAAGGUGGUUUUGGAUGUUGGCUGUGGAACUGGAAUACUUUCUAUGUUUGCUGCCAAAGCAGGUGCGAAGAAAGUGAUUGGAGUCGACCAAUCUGAAAUCAUUUAUCAGGCCAUGGACAUCAUAAGAUUAAAUAAACUUGAAAAUAUUAUUACACUAGUCAAAGGAAGAAUUGAAGAAGUAGAUCUGCCCUUGGAAAAAGUGGAUGUAAUUAUAUCUGAAUGGAUGGGUUAUUUCCUUCUCUUUGAGUCUAUGCUGGAUUCUGUCAUCUAUGCAAAGGACAAGUACCUGGCAGAGGGAGGCUCAGUUUAUCCCGAUAUUUGCACUAUUAGUCUAGUAGCUGUAGGGGAUAUGAAUAAACAUGCAGACAAGCUGCUCUUCUGGGAAGAUGUAUAUGGCUUUGACAUGUCCUGCAUGAAGAAGGCUGUAAUUCCAGAAGCUGUUGUGGAGGUGCUGGAUCCAUAUACGCUUAUAUCUACAGCCACUGUUAUUAAGCGUAUCAACUGUAAUACUGCAUCCACUUCAGAUUUAGAAUUCUCUUCGGAAUUCACCCUAACGAUUACAAUGAGCACGAAGUGCACAGCAGUUGCUGGUUAUUUUGAUAUAUUUUUUGAGAAGGAUUGUCACAACAAGGUCUUGUUUUCAACUGGUCCCUGGUGUACCAAAACACACUGGAAACAAACAGUUUUUCUGCUGGAGAAACCAGUUCCUGUAGAAGCAGACUAUCAGGAAGGACCUAGAGAGGAUCUGGCAAUGGGGCUCAGUUCUGCUGGGGAGGCCCUGAGAGGAAAGAUAACAGUUCGCAAAAACAGAAAAGAUCCGCGAUCCCUCUUUAUAACUCUUUCGGUGAAGGACACAAAGCAGACCUACAGCCUUCAGUGAAAGUUCUGCGUAUAGCUUUGAGAAAUGUCAGAUAUAACUGUUAGAUUGAAGAGUUGAUAACUGUUUCUAAAUAUCCAAAAAUGGUAAACUCUUGGAUUUCUGUAUGUGCAUGAGAAUAUGAAAAGCGUACCUGGAACUAGGAGAGUACUGUUUGGAUGCUCUUGCAGUGGCAUAUGGCAGCUGGUGACACAGUGAGAUUCUGCUGUGUCUCACGGGAUGUGGGGGAAGGAAGGAAAAGCUGGAUUUGAGUUUGAUGAGACUGCUUGGUGAGAAAAAUGCCUUUAAAGUCUUGCUGUGAGGAGCAGUGAGUAUUAUCUCUGAAUAUUGUUUUAUUCUCCAGCUGGCAAAUUUUACCAUUAACGAGUAAGCAAAAUCCUUGUGCAAUUUGUUUUAGGAAAAAAGCUAAAUGAUGUGCCAGAGCAGUUCAGCAGUAGCUGGAAAAUCCCGAUGGGAAUAAAUUUGGAUUCCAAUUGCAGGAUCGCAGCAACAAAGACUUUAUUUUUAUUACACUUCUAUAAUUAAAAAGUUGUAUCACGUUUCAGUUACAUUUAUCUAAAUAAAUGAUCCGAGUAUGUUG
Cygnus olor (mute swan) is the source of this 2206-nucleotide messenger RNA. It is a transcript of the gene PRMT3, whose product is annotated as protein arginine methyltransferase 3. The record is from RefSeq and is a predicted model, not a curated record. The transcript is spliced from 16 exons. Gene Ontology annotation, molecular function: protein-arginine N-methyltransferase activity. Gene Ontology annotation, biological process: peptidyl-arginine methylation. Gene Ontology annotation, cellular component: nucleus. Lineage: Eukaryota; Metazoa; Chordata; Aves; Anseriformes; Anatidae. The coding region runs from base 22 to 1629 and encodes 535 amino acids.